This is a messenger RNA of Medicago truncatula (barrel medic), 945 nucleotides long. RefSeq names its product CST complex subunit TEN1. Bases 178 to 555 code for a protein of 125 amino acids. Gene Ontology annotation, cellular component: CST complex. Gene Ontology annotation, molecular function: single-stranded DNA binding; telomeric repeat DNA binding; telomerase inhibitor activity. The transcript is spliced from 4 exons. NCBI's taxonomy places the organism in Eukaryota, Viridiplantae, Streptophyta, Magnoliopsida, Fabales, Fabaceae. The record is from RefSeq and is a predicted model, not a curated record. Gene Ontology annotation, biological process: negative regulation of telomere maintenance via telomerase.
UAUAUGUUAGUAAAACGGAAAGAAAAGCUCAGAGACCUCUGCUCUGCCUCCACCGCCGUCUGCUCUCGCGGUGGUCGUGCACAUUGGCUUCUACGUCAAGCCCUCUGUCCAUUCUUCAGUUAUAUUUUCCCGAAUUGCAGGCUGGAAUUGGAAUUUUUUAGUAGCAAGUGAAGCCUGAUGGCAUUUUUCGAAGGAAAAUCCGGUGCGUUAGUUUCUUUACAAGACAUGCGCCCAUCGUCUCCUUUUUUCAAGCAAGGAACAUCAGUCAGAAUAAUUGGAAAGUUACACGAAUACUCUUCAGAGACAGGACUAGCAACAGUAAUCGAUGGUAAUGACAUUCUAAAAGUUAGUACUGAGCAUCUGAAGGACCUUAAGUUUCAAGUUGGAUCUGUCUACCAAUUCAUUGGUGAGCUUCUUAUCCGAACUGAUAAUGAGGGAGUUUUGCAGGCACAUGUUGGUAGAAAUGUCGACGGGAUUGAUCUCAAUCUUUAUCAUCAGUCCUUGCUGCUUUUGAAACAGUUUCAAGCCAAUCAUUUGAAUAAUUCAGCAACUUAACUUUGUAGGAUUAUAUUUGUCUCAUAAUAUAAAAAGAUAGAAGGUUGCUCCCUUAAUAUUUUCAUAGAAGUAUGUUGUCACAUAGAGACACCGAAAGCAUAAGCAUAUUUAUAUGCUUCUUGGACAAGGGCGUGAUGUUGCACUCAAACUCUAGUGUUUGUCAUGUAAACAGAAUAUUUACAAGUUACAACCUUCAUGGUGACAUUUCAUUUUAUUAUAUUCUUUCUUUUGGCUACAAAUAGGACAUGAUGACAUCAAAGAGUGUGGCUUUUAUUUGAGUUGGAUUAAGCUGUGCAUGUUUCACGGGGACAUUUAUUUGUAAAUGUGAGGCUCUGCGACAAACUUAAGGUCACCCUGAUUGUGCAAUGUGAUGAAUUUUAAUAUGCUUUA